This is a messenger RNA of Pieris brassicae (large cabbage white), 5129 nucleotides long. RefSeq lists its product as uncharacterized. The transcript is spliced from 6 exons. Bases 102 to 950 code for a protein of 282 amino acids. The record is from RefSeq and is a predicted model, not a curated record. Lineage: Eukaryota; Metazoa; Arthropoda; Insecta; Lepidoptera; Pieridae.
ACCGACCUUUCUCCGCGACGGUACCUAGUAGCGCUUGCCGUGAAACUUUUCCAUUUGAGUGUACGCUUAGUGAGUGUAUAAUGUGAAGUGUGGUGCUCAGUAUGACCGUGCUACUCGUUUUCGGACUUUUUGUUGUGAUAGCCACCGCUCAUAACAUAACAUACCUGGAGGUACCGCAGUAUGGUGACCCCAGGAGGGACGCGUACCUCGCUUGCCACUACGUCAAGGAGAGAGGGGAUCCAGCCCUCCACUCCGUGAAGUGGUACCGCGAUAACAACGAAAUCUUUCGAUACAUGCCUGGCCAACAGCCCUCAACAAGAACCUUUAACACAACUGGUGGCGUUACCAGGGGAACAUGUGACGAGAACAAGUGCUCAAUAAGUGUGGCUCUACCGAAGCGGUUUAACACCAGAAUAUCAUUCACGUGUGAAGUAUCGACUGAAGGGCCUAGGUUUGAAGUUGUGAAUCAGACAAAAUAUUUAACGGUAGCUGUGACGUUAAAAGAAGACCCAGUGAUAUCGGGCCUACCAGGGAGCGUGCAAGUUGGAGAGGAUGUACUUCUGAAUUGCUCGACAGGACCGGCUAUGCCUCCAGCAAACAUUAUUUGGUAUAUCGAUGGAAGGCCAGAGAAGAUGGAGCAAUGGAUGUCAAUGAACGACCACACCGAAGUGUCAACGGCUGAUGACUACGGGCUACGGUCGAGUUGGAGGCCACUUCGCUUUCGAGUGACCACCGUGAGGGCCGCAAUAAGUCUUACGUGUGAGGCUACGCAGCCUACAAGACCCUCGUUUACUCGAUCAACCAACCUGACCCUCGCAGUGGCUCGAUCACCUCAUCUAUCUAUGUUUACUGCCUCAGGUUCGAAUCCCAGCUCAAUCACAGCAGCCACAGUAGUUGCCAGUAUGUUAGUGCAUACGUUAUCUAAAUACAGUGCCUUGAGUGAUAAAUAAUCGACGUGGUCGAUAUAUGGAGUGACGGUAUUGUAUAAAGUAAGUUAGGGUACCAUAGUACAAUAAUAAUCACCAGAAGCUGAUUGCUCGAAUACAUUUUUAUUAUUGUACUAUGGUUAGAUAAAAUAUUCCAUCCGAUUGUGCAUAUCAAUAAUGAAAUAUACGAAUCUUUUUUUAUAAAUUAUUUAUUAAAACAAUAUUUAUAAAAUUUGAGGGAAUUAAUUUGAAUAUUUAUAGAAAUAUUCAAUUAACAGUCAUAGAGUAUUAUAUUUUAAUAAUUUUCAUUGUACAUACAAUAUGUUAAUUUUUCCAACAUUAUUGAUAUGCACACUUAAGUUGAUUUUUAUAUUGUAAUCGGUGUUUCUGAUUUCAAAAAAUAUUAGCAAAAAAGGCUGUGAAUGACUUAAAUUGGUUUUUAACGCACUUAAACGCUAAAUCUGGUAUUUUUUUUUCAAUUUUUGGCUUGGUACGCAGUAUUAAAAAAGGAGUGUUUUUUCACAUUAGAGUAGUCCAAUUCACAGACGACAUAAGUAACUUUAUAAAAAAUCAUUGAAUGCAGUAAUACUGACUUUUAUAAAUAAAAUAAAGUCUUCUCUCAGCUAAAUAUCAUAACUCCUAUAUUUAUGGUACGUUCCCUUGACGUCCCAUAGUCUUGGGUCACCCUGUAUUUCUUAUUAUUUUACUAUUUUUUCAGUGACUUAAGGGCAAAAAAAUAUAGUCAUUCCACCAUCAUAUGAUUAUUUUGUAUAUGUAUAAAUAAAAAGAUUACAGUUUGAAAUAUAUUUUUUAUAACACAACCCUCUGCAGUCUGUGGAUUGGUGUUAAUAAAUAAUGAUAGAGAUGUCAAGUUGGCAACGUCGACAUAUUUAUAUUGAAUUUGACAACAAAAAAAAUCCUCAAUGGACUAUCAUGCCCUUAUAUGUCAAGUAACACGUUGUAUAUUUAAUUAUACAAUUAUUAUUAUGUGCAAGUGUAUUUUAAUUAAUUAUAUUUAUUUUUAAUUAAUUCUUGCCUUUGAGAUCUGGAGAUCAUAAUUAAGUUUAGGUUUUUGUUUCUAUUUACGGAUGGAAUAUGUAAUAUAUUUAAAUUAUUAUUAUAGGAAGCACUGAAUUUCAAUGUUUUAUAACACUUAUUUAAUAUACAUAUGUUAUGAAAAUAUAAAUGUCAAAAUUAAAAUUUAAUGUAAUAUAGUAAUAACAUAAUAUGAAAUAUAUAAAUAUUAUAACGUUUUGCAACGAAUUUUGUUUGAGUCUUGAAAUGUUUUAAUGGCCUAGGAUUUCCUUAAUCUAUAUCUAUAGGUAAGAGUAGAUUAAAUCUAUUAUUAUUUCAUUACGAACCUAAAAAUCACUUAGUUUAUGUAAGACUAGUUUACCAAUCUUUGCAUCAUAUAGCCAAAUUUGGGAGCUGGUUUAGCUGACUUGUAAAAGUUAUUUCUGAUAAAUCUGAUUUUUUUAUGCAAGUCUGAUUUUAAAACUUACUUGACAUAAAUUACGUGGCGUGAGUAUGACAUACCGUGUUGGAUUAUCUGCAAGUCAUUAUUUUUAUAGACAAAUAAGCUUUAUGCUUUAAAACAUCAAAAAAUUAGAGACAUUCUCUGACUGUCGCCCCACCAGCACCCAGACUUAUGGUAUUUUAAGUUCCAGUUAGACUUUUCUAUUUUUAAAUAAAACCUUAUUAAAAAUUAUUUUAUCUUAGCAUUAUUUUCUAUCCUUGUUAGGUUAUGAAAAUCGUAUUUCUUUGUAAGUAUCUGCAAUGAAAAUGGUAAUAAAUAUAAAAUUUAAGUCUCUAAAGAAUAGCCUUAAUAGCACUUUAAUACAAAUUGGUGAGUUCCUGUGUUUGCGUUGCCUGACUCAUUUCUAAAUGGAUUUGGGAAUAGCUUGCGAACAUUUAAUUUUUCCUGAAACUUUGCACCAGAAAAUGUUUCUCGUAUUACACGAAAAAUUUUUAAUUUCACGUGCGAAAACAAAAAAUCACACGCUAGAUGGAAAUUUUAGAAGCGCGAAUCCCCCAGAGUAAAGCCGCUAAAGAUAUUUUUUAUGCAUGAAGUUUAAUGUAAAAAUUAACGAAAACUUGAAAGCUUUAGUCCAAGUCAAAAGAAUAUAAUUAGCUUAGUGGUCCAUAGUAACUUGGGAAAAUAUAACAUAAUAUUAAUAAAUAAAACUAUUUCAAAACACUAUAAUAUAAAGUCAUUGAGGCAACGAUCCAUGUUUUUGAGAUCUAAAACUUACUGGCCAAGAAAUUAAGCAGCAGGUGAUGAUAAACUAAUAAGCACUGAACCUACCAUUAAAAUGAUACAUUGGAAUUGCAUAAAGCUAUCCAUUUACUUAUAUACAUUACAGUGGAGCUGCAACACUUUUUAAAAAUACGAAAAACAGAACUUCUAAGAAGAUUACCUGUAUAAGCAUCAUUAAUUCACUUCGAACUGUUUGAGCCAAUCGCCUUUCCCAACUUAAUCCGUUGGUGUGUUACGCUCAGUACGGAAUGGCAUAUUAGUCUAAUACCAUUACUUUCAAUUUGCCGUAAACGAUAAACAAGGAGCAUAAAACCUUUUCUUUUAAUAAAGCGCUUUGUUCCAAGGAAAUUAAGAGCUUUGUGGAUGAAGCUUUAAUGUACUCUGGUCAUGUUUAUCAAGUAUACACUAUGGUGAUUGACACUUACACAUAAACUAGAAUAUUUAACAGUGAUAAAUUGUUUUAUCCAAUCUAUUUCGUUCUGUCAGUUAGACUCUCUAACUCGAGAUCUUUAGUUAGUAAUUGGGAGAUCAAUUGUUUUUGGAUUACUUACAAGUAUUAUUGUCAGCCUUACAGCCGUAUGAAGCAAUUGAUUACUUUAUAUUGUAGUAGAAUGGAACUCUAGUUUCACAUAGAACAGAGACACAAUAGACAUUUUGAGUCGACUGAUUUACAAUAAAAAAUUGUUGCGAAAAAGUUUAUUUCCUUACCAAUCCCUUGAAAGGAAUGUCAAGUUUAUUGAACCUUAUACAACUUUAAUUUUUAUUGCACUAUGAAAAGAUGUAAAACAGGGCGUACAUAAACUAAGUGAUAUGUGCCAAAUUCUUUUAUUUCGUUUAGACUUAGUAUAGGUAGUUUAAUAAAUUAAUAAAUGUUGUAUAAAUUCUAUAUUUUUCAUUCGAAUAGAACUGAGUGGCUUUUAGUGGUUAGUUUUAUUAUUAGUUGUUUUGAAAUGUCUUUGGCCUCUUAAAUGUAAUCCAAGUAUAUGGUUUGUAUGUAGAACAACAAUGGAAAGGCUGUUAAAGAAAUGUAGUGUAUAUUACAUUGCAAUCGCUGUCUUUUAUUUAGACCUGUCUUUGCGAGAUAUAAGAAUACAUAUGAUCGAACUAACCGUGUACUACAUAAUUUCAAUAAUUUGUCUAUAAAAUACUUGUGGUUUUCCAAGGAGUAAAUCUUCACAAAACAUUAUUAAACUGGGCUUGUGUCUUUGAAUAAGGUCGAUAUAUAUAUAUAUUUGAAAUCGUUGGACAUAUAUACUCCAAAUAUAUGUCCAACGAUGUUUAAAAAAUAUUGUUCGUGUUAUAAAGAUGUAAUUAAAUGCAACGCAUUGUCAGUGUCUACUGUCUACGAGAUACCAACAUUUUCCGACAAUUUAAAAGUCAACUUCUAUUUAUAUACUAUGGCAACUCAGUUCAAUUUUAUGUGUCCGAUAAUUUGUUGUGAUUGUCCCUUUGGUGUUUAUUGUCAAUUCCUAGCACUAUCAAAUUACUCUGUGAUACAUGUAUUCAUUUAUAUGAUGAUAACGUUUGAGCGACUAUUAUUUGCUUGUAUUCUCUACGAACAGAAUAUACAUUAUAGAAGAUAAAAAGGAAAGAAGAUAUCGCAAGCGUGCAUCAAGUGUAAAAUGUACCGUACCGCGUAGUUAAAUCAUAUAUUUAACUUGUAUGUGAAAUUGAAUAAGACUCGAAGCAGAAACAAAACUUUCCAAACGUAUUUAUGUAUUUAAUUACGAAUGUUCCCAAUACCAUGCAUUGAGUAAUUUAGAAUGAGUAUUUUACAUCAAAGCGAACAUAUUCGUAUUAAAAUAUUAAUUUCAUUUAUUAAUGAUUGAAUAAUGAGUUGAAUUUGUUAAUUGCAUUAAUAAUUUAUUGAUAUGUCGCUCACUGUUGUCAUCAUUGCUGUACUAAUACGAUGUAUAUUGUCAUUGAAUGUCGUCGUGGCGAAUAAA